AUGAAAGUCGGCGAGUUCCAGAAAGAGGCGAAUAUCACUCCCGAUGCAUAUUCGCGUUUCAUGAGCCAGCACGAGAAGGACAAGGGAUCCAAAUCUUCCGUAUAUCUGGUAGCGUGGGCAUUUUUCAAGACGCGCGAGAUCCAAGGCAUCAAAACAACCCCGAACAAGAAGGCGAGGAGUAGCCAAGGACCCGCACAAAAAGAUAGCGUACCCAGUAUUGACGACAUCGAGCUUGACGGCGAGAAGGACGAUAAAGUGCCCUUAUUCGACACAUGCGACGACGUCCGUAAGAAGAUCAACGCGCACCUCAAAAAGCCCGGUGUAACACAGGCGGCAUUCCUUCGCGCAGCCUCCACAUCCUUCCACAAUCCGCCCAAGACCCUCAACGCCCGCGAACUAUCUGCUUUCCGCAGCAAGAAGGGAGCAUUGAACGGCAAUACGUCUGGUGUGUUUUACGGUGCUUAUGUCUACUUUGAGAAACUGCGUAUCGAAGAAGGCAAGCCCAAGAGCAAGAAGAGGCAAGAAAUGGGAGAGAUACAUGCCAAAGAUGGCGGUUUGGAUACGAAGCGCAUGCAAGACAGGCUCCUGACAUUGGCGGGGGAUCAUUGGCACCAUGACGCUUACGGGAGGACCAUUCUCAACGGAGAGGUUCUGCUUUGA
This is a messenger RNA of Alternaria arborescens, 660 nucleotides long. RefSeq lists its product as hypothetical. Bases 1 to 660 code for a protein of 219 amino acids. Lineage: Eukaryota; Fungi; Ascomycota; Dothideomycetes; Pleosporales; Pleosporaceae. The transcript is spliced from 3 exons. The record is from RefSeq and is a predicted model, not a curated record.